Messenger RNA from Euleptes europaea (tarantolino), 1361 nucleotides. RefSeq names its product microfibril associated protein 1 (gene MFAP1). The coding region runs from base 20 to 1342 and encodes 440 amino acids. Gene Ontology annotation, biological process: mRNA splicing, via spliceosome. The transcript has 10 exons. Gene Ontology annotation, cellular component: U2-type spliceosomal complex. Gene Ontology annotation, molecular function: RNA binding. The record is from RefSeq and is a predicted model, not a curated record. NCBI's taxonomy places the organism in Eukaryota, Metazoa, Chordata, Lepidosauria, Squamata, Sphaerodactylidae.
CGCCGCCGCCGCCGCCGCCAUGUCGGGCUCCAGCAGCGCCCUCAUGAAGCAGCCCCCGAUCCAGUCGACGGCGGGGGCCGUGCCCGUCCGCAAUGAGAAGGGGGAGAUCUCCAUGGAGAAGGUGAAGGUGAAGCGCUAUGUGUCGGGCAAGCGGCCGGACUACGCGCCCAUGGAGUCCUCCGACGAGGAGGACGAGGAGUUCCAGUUCAUCAAGAAGGCGAAGGAGCAGGAGCUGGAGCCCGAGGAGAAGGAGGAGGAGCUGGCCAGCGACCCCCGCCUGCGCCGCCUGCAGAACCGCACCAGCGAGGACGUGGAGGAGAGACUGGCGAGGCACCGUAAGAUCGUGGAGCCAGAAGUGGUGGGGGAGAGUGACUCAGAAGUGGAGGGAGAGGCAUGGCACAUGGAACGAGAGGACACCAGUGAAGAAGAGGAGGAAGAAAUUGAUGACGAGGAAAUUGAGCGUCGCCGUAGCAUGAUGCGCCAACGUGCACAGGAGAGGAAGAAUGAGGAGAUGGAAGUGAUGGAGCUGGAAGAUGAAGGCCACUCUGGGGAGGAGCCUGAGUCUGAGUCUGAAUAUGAGGAAUACACAGACAGCGAGGAUGAGACUGAGCCACGCCUCAAGCCAGUCUUCAUCCGCAAGAAGGACCGAGUCACCGUCCAGGAGCGAGAGGCAGAGGCAUUGAAGCAGAAAGAAGUGGAGCAGGAGGCUAAGCGGAUGGCUGAGGAGAGGCGCAAGUACACGCUUAAGAUCGUAGAAGAAGAAGCCAAGAAAGAGCUGGAGGAGAACAGGCGCUCCUUGGCUGCCCUUGAUGCUCUGGACACCGAUGAUGAAAAUGAUGAGGAAGAAUAUGAGGCAUGGAAAGUGCGGGAGUUGAAGCGUAUCAAGCGGGACCGUGAGGAGCGGGAAGCGUUAGAGAAGGAGAAGGCAGAGAUUGAGCGGGUGCGGAACCUGACUGAGGAGGAACGCCGGGCAGAGCUCCGAGCAAAUGGCAAAGUCAUCACCAAUAAGGCAGUGAAGGGCAAAUACAAAUUCCUGCAGAAGUACUACCACCGGGGAGCCUUCUUCAUGGAUGAAGAUGAGGAUGUGUACAAGAGAGACUUCAGCGCCCCCACUCUGGAGGAUCAUUUCAACAAGACCAUCUUGCCCAAAGUCAUGCAGGUUAAGAACUUUGGCCGUUCUGGGCGGACUAAGUACACACACCUGGUGGACCAGGAUACAACCUCCUUUGACUCUGCCUGGGGCCAGGAGAGCGCACAGAAUACCAAGUUCUUCAAGCAGAAGGCAGCUGGGGUGCGGGAUGUCUUUGAGAGACCCUCUGCCAAGAAACGGAAGGUUAACUGAAGGGGGAAGAACAGAGUAC